AUGAGCACGAGGUUCUCGAUGGUGAUCAUUUCUUUGGCAGAGAUGAGUCUCAGAGUGACGGCUUUUAGAAUGUCCUCAAAGUACUGCCACACAGACGCCUCUGAGCUGAAGUUCUGGAUCAGCAGCACCACCAGGUCGCCGAGGCGGACAAUUGCCCGGUCGCUCAUGGACGGCGAAAGAAACUUGGAUAGGAUCUUGAGCACGAGCUCGUCCCCCGAGGUGCCGGAGGCCGGGUCGCGGUACGACAUGAUGAACUGGGACGAUUUGGCCAGCAGACCGUUGAACACCUCGGACGACGACUGCAGAGUCUCGUCAUCGUCGCAGCUGAGAAUGAGGUUGCAGAUCUCGGGGAAUAGGAACUGGAACACGUCCUGGGGAAUCUGGGAGUCCUGGUUGGGGCCCUUGAUGAACACCGUGAGCACCUGCAAUGAAAGGUCGAGCUCAGGCGAGUACUGGCCCUUGGAGUCGGCGAUAAUCUUGAGUAAUGGCUCGAGGCCCUUGUAG
This is a messenger RNA of Ogataea philodendri, 504 nucleotides long. RefSeq lists its product as uncharacterized. The record is from RefSeq and is a predicted model, not a curated record. The transcript has a single exon. NCBI's taxonomy places the organism in Eukaryota, Fungi, Ascomycota, Pichiomycetes, Pichiales, Pichiaceae. The coding region runs from base 1 to 504 and encodes 167 amino acids.